CCUGCUAUGGUCACUGCAGUAGCUUCAAUUCUCAAGUCUUUAGGUGAGGAUCCAACUAGGAAGGAAUUACAAGGGACUCCUGCUAGAUAUACCAAGUGGCUGAUGAACUUCCAGUGUAAUACCAUUGAGAAGGCGCUGAAGGGUUCGCUUGGGAGUUGGACAAACGGUGGUUUGAACACUAAUGGGGUGCUAGGUUUUGAUGGAAAGAUACACUCAGAGCUGAACUUGCCUUUCUUGUCUCAGUGUGAGCAUCAUUUGCUUCCAUUUCAUGGUGUUGUUCACAUAGGAUACUACAUUUCCAAAGGGUUUCAUCCCAUUGAGAAAAGGCUCUUGCAGUCAAUAGUGCACUUUUAUGGUAUUAAGCUGCAGGUUCAAGAAAGGGUGACCAAGCAGAUCGCAGAAACGGUUUCUACACUGAUAGGUGAAAAUGUGAUAGUAGUGGUGGAAGCAAGUCACACCUGUAUGAUUUCUCGGGGAAUUGAAAAGUUCGGUAGUAAUACUGCUACCAUUGCUGCAUUGGGAUGCUUUUCAACUGACCUUGCUGCAAGGGCUGUGUUUCUCAACAGUAUUCCGAAGGCCAUAUAUCUUUCAGAAUAUUGAUGAUUUUCAAAGGGUUAUG
This is a messenger RNA of Vigna radiata var. radiata (mung bean), 619 nucleotides long. RefSeq names its product GTP cyclohydrolase 1-like. The record is from RefSeq and is a predicted model, not a curated record. Gene Ontology annotation, cellular component: cytoplasm. Gene Ontology annotation, molecular function: GTP cyclohydrolase I activity; GTP binding; zinc ion binding. The transcript has a single exon. Gene Ontology annotation, biological process: tetrahydrobiopterin biosynthetic process; tetrahydrofolate biosynthetic process. The annotation marks the transcript as partial. Lineage: Eukaryota; Viridiplantae; Streptophyta; Magnoliopsida; Fabales; Fabaceae.